Messenger RNA from Elaeis guineensis (African oil palm), 1331 nucleotides. Its product is annotated as small heat shock protein, chloroplastic. Lineage: Eukaryota; Viridiplantae; Streptophyta; Magnoliopsida; Arecales; Arecaceae. The record is from RefSeq and is a predicted model, not a curated record.
CGCUCGCUUCCCUUCCUCCCCUCUUCGCCAGAAGCUUCAGUACCGCUCUCGCCGCUUCUCUCCCCAGAAAUCUCCUGCCAUCCUAUAUCUUCUCCUAUAAACCCCUCCGUUUUCCGGCAGAGAAAGUCCCAGAGAAAACGAGAACUGAUCAUCGACCGUCGGUCACGACGAUGGCCGCCAGGAGAGCCCCCGUCUUCAAGCUCCUCGAGAAGCUCCGCGUCUCUCCCAUCCGUUCCGCCUCCGCCACCCCCCGAUCCUUCUCCACCGAGACCCGCGACCUCGCCGAGUCUGCGAGAACCCUCGACAUCGACCGCCGCCACAACUACUCCCCCGUUCCACUCCCCCGCCGCCGCCGCCGCCGCGGCGGUCGCCGCCCGGGCGAUUUCCUCUCCAGCUUCUUCUCCGAUGCGUUCGAUCCGUUCGACCCGACGUGGAGUCUGAUGGACCAGAUGGUGGAGAGCUCGUUCACGGCGGAGCGGCCGGGUUGGGACGUGAGAGAGGACGAGAACGCGCUGUAUCUGAGGAUGGAAAUGCCGGGGCUGGGGAAGGAGGACGUGAGGGUGAAGGUGGAGCAGAACACGCUGGUGAUAAAGGGGGAGAGCCCGGAAGAGGAAGAAUGGGAGGGAGAAGAGGAGGAGAGUGGGCGGAGGAGGUACAGCAGCCGGAUCGAUCUGCCGCCGAAUUUGUACAAGAUAGAGGACAUCAAGGCGGAGAUGAAGAAUGGGGUGCUCAAGGUGGUGGUGCCCAAAGUGAAGGACGAGGAGCGCCAGGACGUGUUCCUGGUCCCGAUACAGUGAACAAAGAAGGAAAUGUCCUUCUCAAUUUGCUAGUCCUUGUGUGCUUCCAAUUCAAGGAUGGGCACGACAGAUUUUAGGCGACCGGUUCCUGAAUUUGAGGCGAGUGGGUCAUGAAGUAGGACGGACCUUUGCCGUGACCAUUUGAAACAUUUUGAUGGGCAAGGUAUUUUGGUGACAAUUAAGAAAAUUUAGGGUGAAACAUGCUUCAAAAAGUUUGCCAUUCUUGUUGCGGUGCAAGUUAGAGGAGCUAGCACGUUUUAUAUGCAAUGAUGGGUGUCUCUUGUAGUUGCACUCAUAACCUCGUGAAGUCCGCAUUACGUUUCCGCUAUCAUGGUUCAUGGGACAAGCUGUGGUUAGAUGAAAAAUUCAAGAACCCAUUGUGCACCGUCGCGCUGCAUAAGCUAUUAUUUGUUAUUGUGGUAAAAGUAACAGACGAAGAAAGUGGGAUGAUGUGUCAUCGCUUGGGCAACAAAGCCUAUUGAGACCAUCAUGGCAAAUUCAUUAUAAAAAAAUGAAAUCGUAUUUCAUCAACAA